UUCAGUCGAUUCGGCGUAACUUUGAUGUGCGACCGACGGAUACACCGAAAGGCACCAUAUACAAACUAACUAUCAAGACCGGUGAUAGAGAUAGGAUAAUGCUUCUGGAGGAAGAUGUAACUAUUCGGUUCUACAGCAAAGAAAAUGUAAAAUCUCACGAUUUCGUUGUUCGAAUCAGUGACCUGAACAUUGAUCGAGUCAAAGAUUUUAAAUUCGUGAUCGAGAACACUAGCUUUGGUGAGCCAACGUACAUCGAGCUUCAACGGGAGAACAAAUGGCUGCGACACAGUAGGUGGCUCUGUGACUAUGUCAAGCUGACGAAAGUCAACUCCGAUGACGUUUACAUGUUCCCAAUCAACCGCUGUGUUUUGGUGGGAGCACCUUUAAAAUUGAAGGAGUACGACACAUCCUUGCCGCAGGAAGAUGCUAACUCUGAACAAAGACAAACAGAGCUGAAGAGAAAAGAAAUUUCCUAUGGCUGCUAUAAGAACAGAAAAACGGAAAUGAUCAUGGUUCGCCGUCUCCCCUACAGUGAAGCGUUCUCAUAUCGUUACCAGUGGGACAUCGAUACAGAAGCCUUCAAACUGAUCGCCAAAUCAGCAUGGUUAGAAUUGUCAGCAGGGAAAUGUGAAACCAUUGAGGACAUCGAAAAACUCUACAGACCACCACUGCUCCCAAUACCAGAAGGGAUUCAUCGUUGGAAAUCAGAUCGACAUUUCGCCAACCAACGACUAACUGGCUGCAAUCCUGCCAUGAUCCGACUGUGCAAUCGGAUACCCGAGAAUUUCAAAGUUGACAUCAAGAUGUUGGAGAGCACAUUUCUGGAAGGAUCAACGAUCGAUGACGUCAUCAAGGAGAACAGACUCUUCAUCGUUAAUCAUGAGAUACUCAAGAAUUUGCCUGUAAAGGAGGGCGGAAAUAUGGUUGCUCCUUUGGCACUUUUCUUCGUCAAUAAGGAUGCUAAUUUGAUGCCGAUAGCUAUUCAGCUCUUUCAAGAUCCUGCACCGACCAAUCCGGUGUUUUAUCCCACUGAUCCUAAGUAUACUUGGCUGAUGGCGAAGUGCUACUUCAACAUGGCCGAUGCGUCUGUCCACGAAGCUUCCUCUCAUUUAGGUUUCACUCACCUGAUUGGUGAAGUCAUCGUCAUAGCAACCAAUCGUUGUCUUUCACCAUCUCAUCCUAUCUACCGUCUUCUAGCACCACACUUUCUCUACCUUCUGGCAAUCAACAAGGCCGGUUUGGGACCUUUACUUUCACCACAUGCAUGGGCGGAAAUCCCCAUGCUUGUCGGAAGUGGUGGCCUAUCCGAGAUCAUCAAACGAAGACAGGCAACUUGGCGACUCGACGUAGAGGGCUCCCUUCUGGCAGAUCUCGAGGACAGGGGCGUUGCUGAUUCCGAAGUGCUGCCGAAGUACUACUAUCGCGAUGAUGCCUUACGGCUGCACGGGGCGAUAUCCAGAUACGUUAAACAGAUAGUCAAACAGUAUUAUGAUACUCCGGAGAAAAUUGUUGAUGACUAUGAAUUGCAAGACUGGGUAGCAUUUAUGGCAAGUCAGGAUAAUGAAGAUGACAUGGUGGGUUCAGGAGAUGGCGCCGGAACCAAGGGAGGUAUAAAGGGACUCCCACACGACGGUCAUUUCGAAACAGCGAAAGAGAUCUCUGACGUAGUGACCAACUUCAUUUUCAUCUUCAGCGCUACUCACGCUGCGGUCAACUUUGGCCAGUAUGACAACUAUGCUUUCCCACCGGCCUAUCCAGGAUGGAUAAAUGGUCAACCACCACAGGACAAGACGCCUUUAACAGAGAAGGAUAUCAUAGCCAAAUUGCCAAACAAAAAGAGAAUUCUCAAGACAAUGAGUGUCACCAGGCUGUUGAGCAUGCAUGAUACCAAACCAUUGGGGGAUUUCGAGGUGCAAUACCUCUUCGAUCCAAACAGUGUCAAGGCACUAGAAGGGCUGCGUGCAGAUCUGAAGGCAAUCGAGCACAUUAUACAGAGUGAGAAUAAAAACAGAUAUAAUAAGUAUGAAUGGCUUCUUCCCAGUAAUGUGCCCAAUUCUAUUUCAAUAUAGAUAGUGAUUGAGUUUCCUUCAAAAGGAUUGGGUGAAUGGGUGGGUGAUAGUGUGAUUGAGUUUUUACCUGUUUACAUGUAAUUAUUAAUCAAGUAUGAUCAUAAUACGCCUUGGGACCGACCUUAAACGUCACCAUCCGAAGACGUCACCUUUGCUCGAACCUCUGCACCAAGUCCUACCCCCCAUGUAGUAUGGAUUACAGGUACGCCACAACGCCCAGUUCAAUGCUUUUGGACCACUACCCGACUACAAGUCUCUUGAUAUAUAACGAAAGUAGUAUGGUUAAAUUUUCUGUUUCGAUUUCAUUUCAAAUAUCUGAAUUUUGCUACAUUUUAAUUCGGAGGGUAAUAUUUAAAGCGUAUGUUGAGUUUUGAUAAUUUUCCCCCAAAGUGAAUUUCGGUAUUCCAGUUCAUUACUAUACUACAUGGAUGUUAAUUGCGUAAAACAGAUAUAACGUGAAGGAUAUGAGAUAAAAUACGUUUUAAUUGAUUUUUGGAGCGAAUUUGCAUGAGCAUUUAUUUUGAUCGGAUAUUUGUAUCUCUUAUACAACCAUUGUUUUUCCCUCAAGAAUGGAGUUGGCUGACAAUUUUAGCUGUUAAUCUUCAUUUGCAUCUUUAAAACAUCAAACCACUGAUUCUGUAAAAAAAAAGAAUAUAUUUCCAAAGCGCUUGAAACCUUAAUGCAUGUAAACAUCCAAAUUCAAUUUUUCAUUAGAAUGAAUAUUUCAAAAUAUUCAGUGAUCUGUCACACUUUCUAAGAAUAAAGAUUGGUAUGUUUGAUGGUUAGCGAAUAUUGACAGGUUGAAAGUUUAUUAACCCUCUUUAAAAAUUCAUUUUUGCGCCUUUGAGGGUGCGAGAA
Messenger RNA from Lytechinus pictus (painted urchin), 2927 nucleotides. RefSeq names its product allene oxide synthase-lipoxygenase protein-like. NCBI's taxonomy places the organism in Eukaryota, Metazoa, Echinodermata, Echinoidea, Temnopleuroida, Toxopneustidae. The record is from RefSeq and is a predicted model, not a curated record. Gene Ontology annotation, molecular function: protein binding; oxidoreductase activity, acting on single donors with incorporation of molecular oxygen, incorporation of two atoms of oxygen; metal ion binding. Gene Ontology annotation, biological process: lipid oxidation. The transcript has 13 exons. Bases 99 to 2069 code for a protein of 656 amino acids.